AUGGACGCCAGGUGGUGGGCAGUGGUGGUGCUGGCUGCGCUCCCCUCCCUGGGGGCAGGUGGGGAGACCCCCGAAGCCCCUCCAGAGUCAUGGACGCAGCUGUGGUUUUUCCGCUUUUUGGUGAAUGCUGCUGGCUAUGCCAGCUUUAUGGUACCUGGCUACCUGCUGGUGCAGUACUUCAAGCGGAAGAACUACCUGGAGACAGGCAGGGGUCUCUGCUUUCCCCUGGUGAAAACUUGUGUGUUUGGCCAUGAGCCCAAGGCCUCUGACGAGGUUCCUCUGGCUUCCCGGACCGAGCCGGCAGAGACCACUCCCACUUGGCAGGCCCUGAAGCUGCUCUUCUGUGCCGCGGGGCUCCAGGUGUCCUACCUGACUUGGGGAGUGCUGCAGGAGAGAGUGAUGACCCGCAGCUAUGGGGCUACUGCCACCUCGCCAGGUGAGCGCUUCACGGACUCCCAGUUCCUGGUGCUGAUGAACCGGGUGCUGGCCCUGCUGGUGGCUGGCCUCUGUUGCAUCCUCUGCAAGCAGCCCCGGCACGGGGCACCCAUGUACCGGUACUCCUUUGCCAGCCUGUCAAACGUGCUCAGCAGCUGGUGUCAGUACGAAGCUCUCAAGUUCGUCAGCUUUCCCACCCAGGUGCUGGCCAAGGCCUCUAAGGUGAUCCCUGUCAUGCUGAUGGGAAAGUUGGUGUCUCGGCGCAGCUACGAACACUGGGAAUACCUGACGGCCGGCCUCAUCUCCAUCGGGGUCAGCAUGUUCCUGCUGUCCAGCGGACCGGAGCCCCGCAGCUCCCCGGCCACCACCCUGUCCGGCCUCAUCCUGCUGGCAGGCUACAUCGCCUUUGACAGCUUCACCUCAAACUGGCAGGAUGCCCUGUUUGCCUAUAAGAUGUCUUCGGUGCAGAUGAUGUUUGGGGUCAAUUUCUUCUCCUGCCUCUUCACGGUGGGCUCCCUGCUAGAGCAGGGGGCCCUCCUGGAGGGGACCCGCUUCAUGGGGCGACACAGUGAAUUUGCUGCGCAUGCCCUUCUGCUCUCAGUCUGCUCUGCAUGCGGCCAGCUCUUCAUCUUCUACACCAUUGGGCAGUUCGGGGCCGCCGUGUUCACCAUCAUCAUGACCCUCCGCCAGGCCUUCGCCAUCCUCCUCUCCUGCCUCCUCUACGGCCACACAGUCACUGUGGUGGGGGGUCUGGGGGUGGCCGUGGUCUUUGCUGCCCUCCUCCUCAGAGUCUAUGCCCGGGGCCGACUAAAGCAACGGGGUAAGAAGGCUGUGCCUGUCGAGUCCCCCGUGCAGAAAGUUUGA
Molecule: messenger RNA, 1299 nt
Organism: Puma concolor (puma)
Lineage: Eukaryota; Metazoa; Chordata; Mammalia; Carnivora; Felidae
Gene: SLC35B2
Product: solute carrier family 35 member B2
Biological process (GO): 3'-phosphoadenosine 5'-phosphosulfate transport; transmembrane transport
Cellular component (GO): Golgi membrane; endoplasmic reticulum membrane
Molecular function (GO): 3'-phosphoadenosine 5'-phosphosulfate transmembrane transporter activity
Source: RefSeq, a predicted model, not a curated record